AUGUCGCAAACCGCUCCACUCAUAGUGAGAUUGUUAGCUUCAUCAGUUUCUGUUGCCAACCGAGCUGGUAAAAUUGUUAGAGAUAUAAUGAGUAAAGGCGAACUCGGCAUUGUGGAAAAGGGUAAAGAUGAUUAUCAAACAGAGGCUGACCGCUCUGCUCAAAGAUGUAUUAUUGCCUCCCUAUCUGCGCAGUAUCCUAAAGUAAGAAUAAUUGGUGAAGAAGAUGGAAAUGAGAUUCAGUCUUCACAUGAGUUCCUUGAAACAGAUGCAGACAAGGAAAUAUUAAGCUUGGAGUGUCCAGCUAGCUUGAAAGGAAUAAAGGAAGAAGAUAUUGUAGUUUGGGUUGAUCCUCUUGAUGGAACUGCUGAAUACACACAAGGUGCUCUAAUGUUGAAGAGAGAUCCUUGGGAAAGGUGGAAAAUGUACUUAACACAUCCAUUUAUUAGUAUGAAAUGGUAUUUAAGUUUACUACACUCAAAAUAUGGUUUUCUUGAACAUGUUACUGUUCUGAUUGGAAUUUCUGUGAACGAGAAACCAAUAGGGGGUGUUAUUCAUCAGCCGUAUUUUAAGAAUGAAAAUAAAAUGGGCCGCACUAUUUGGGGGUUAAAGGAUGUUGGUGUUGGUGGUUUUACUCCUGGAAAUCCUCCUGAAUCUUUGAUCAUUACAACUACAAGAAGCCAUUCAAAUCCUAUUGUCGAAAAUGCACUCCAAGUUAUGAAAGCAGCACAAGUUCUUAGAGUUGGUGGAGCAGGAUACAAGGUGUUACAAUUAUUAGAAGGAAAAGCAUCUAUUUAUGUGUUUGCUAGCCCUGGAUGUAAGAAGUGGGAUACAUGUGCGCCUGAGGCAGUCCUUAAUGCAGCAGGGGGAAAGUUGACUGAUGUACUUGGUAAUUUCUAUAAAUAUGGAGCAUCUGAAUCAAGACCAAACAAAACUGGUGUGCUUGCAGCUGUCAAUGAUGAAUUACAUAACUAUGCAGUUCAAAGAAUACCACAAGAGUUAAAAGAUAAGCUUUCUGCUUAA
This is a messenger RNA of Pieris macdunnoughi, 1020 nucleotides long. The record is from the annotation of a GenBank genome assembly. Lineage: Eukaryota; Metazoa; Arthropoda; Insecta; Lepidoptera; Pieridae.